This is a messenger RNA of Xyrauchen texanus (razorback sucker), 5891 nucleotides long. Its product is annotated as histone-lysine N-methyltransferase NSD2-like. NCBI's taxonomy places the organism in Eukaryota, Metazoa, Chordata, Actinopteri, Cypriniformes, Catostomidae. Gene Ontology annotation, cellular component: nucleus; chromatin. The record is from RefSeq and is a predicted model, not a curated record. The transcript is spliced from 22 exons. Gene Ontology annotation, molecular function: protein binding; histone H3K36 methyltransferase activity. Gene Ontology annotation, biological process: regulation of DNA-templated transcription.
AUGGACACAGAUCUGACUGAUGGAAGAGCUGACAAUGACAGCUGCACGUCUCCACCUAGUCCUGAUUUUAGUCUGGACUCAUCCAGUCCCUUUGCAAAUGGACUGCACUUUGAGUCAAUUUUGUUCGAAGAUGAGGACGAGGAUGAAGUUGUGGACACGGAGACGGUGUCUCUGUUGGAAAGCACCUUGUGCGGUUCAAGAGGAGAGGAUACAACAAAUACAAAUUUAAAGACAAAAUUAGAUAUAAAUUCUUGUCCGACUAGAGGCACGUUUUCAAAGGCUUGCGCAUCCCUGGGCAAAGAAGUCGACUUUGAAGACAAGUCAAAAAGUGAUUGUGGCCUUUCUUCUCUUGUGAGCAGUCCUGCUGGGAUUGUUAUGGCAAGUUAUGAUUCUCAGACAAAAAAGCAAAAAACAAAGGCUGUACCACCUGUGAAAUAUUUGGAGGGUGAAGUAAUAUGGGCCAAAUUCAUCCGCAGACCAUGGUGGCCAUGCCAGGUGACUGUUGACCCACUUGAGGGAGUUUACCACAGAAUUAAAGAGCAAACAGAUCAGAGUCAGUAUUUCCUCAAGACGUUUGGAAAACCUAAAGAGCAUGCAUGGGUUCCUGAGCGAUCUACUCAUAUAUUCGUUGGUGGAUAUCAGUUUAACAAUCUCCCCUUUGUUAGAGGAAGCGGACAGCAACAAUAUAAAAACAGCAGAUACCCUGUAUCCAAGCGUUUUAUGAACGCAUGGAGAGCUAGUGUGGCUGAAGCAGAAGCGCAUGUCCUGGAGAAGCCGAGAGUAAACACUCCCUGCUCAGAAUUCAUCCAGAACCUCUCUGAUGGAACCAAAGCAGACAGUAAAAUCAAUGUCUCUGUGACAAAGAAGUCUUCAGUGGAAUUCCCUGACAUUAAACCUGUGACCAAUGGAAGAGUUGCUCAAAAAGACCACUUGCACAACUUCCCACAUAACCAAAGGUCUAAAAACACUAAAAGGGAAAGAAAGUCAUCAUCCACACAAUUUAUAAAAGUUAAAGAUUUCAGUUGUGAGAAGGAUAAGUUUGUGGAAGCUUUGGACAGUCCCUACUCUGACAUUGAUUCGGUACCUCAGAUUCGCAGAUGUCCUAAAAGUAUUGAGCGAAUAUCAAAGCAGUGUGUUAUUGAUAAACUUUCGAAAUCAACCACAUGCCAACUUCCUGUUACAAAUGAUACAGAAGUAAAGAAGAACAUUGGGAAUCAGGGUGGCCUUUGGUUCAGCAAAGCAGGGAAAGGUCAAGUAAAUGGAGGACUUAGUCGUGCAGGAAUUAAAUCGGUUAAUUGUUCCUUUGGAAAGGUAUCUUGCAAAAUUAAGAUGCCAGAUUCAGUAUGCAUGAAAUCCAAAGAAAAUCACAUCACAGAACUCAAACAUUUGUCUGUUGAAGCCAAAAAGGCUCUUGAUAGGAGAGUGAAGUGCCUUCCUGCAAGUAGUCGUCUGAUGACUAGAGCGCUGAAGGCAAUGGAGGAGGCAGAACACAUGAAGAAUCAACUCUCAAACCAGAUUCAAGAGUCGACUUCAAAUGUCGAAGCAGAGAAUUCCUCAAAUGUUUCAUUACCUGAUAAAACAGGUGUUGACAACCACUUAUCUUCCCAUAAGAAUGUAACUACAACAAGCCAUGAUUGGAAAAUUGACUCAGAGCUGUCCUCUGAUUGUCCAUGUUUUGAAGAUGAUGUCAUGAAAUCUGAGGAUGAAGCACCUUUGAUAUCUCCAGCACCUGUUGUCUUUCAUUCAUCCAAGUGCAAACAAGAGAGCCAUGUUUCUGGUUUGUCUUAUAGCUCUACUCCAUCUCCUUUGCAGUUAAGCACAGAAGAUGUUGAGAACUUGCAAGAAAUAACCUUCAAGUCAUUAUCAAACAAACAUAGUGGCCAGCCUCUGUCUUUUGUGCCUGACCCAAACUAUAAGUUUAGCACAUUCUUAAUGCUGCUCAAGGAUAUGCAUGAUAGCUGUGAAAAAGAUGGAGCACCAUGGGUUAUUGAACCUUUACCUGUAGAUGAAAUAAUUAAAGAGGAGCCAAUACAGAUUCUGGCAAAGGGCAUAAAGGAUGAGUUGACCCAAACAAACACGGUAGUUUCACAAAAAUGUAAACCUGGCAAAAUUUCUGGCUUCAAAUACAAACAGAAGAAGAUCAAGAACAAAACAAUUAAGAUCCCAAAGAGUGACAAAAACAACAGCAGUGUUAUCCCUGAAAAACAGCUAACUUCCAUCAUUUCGAAGAAUGCUCCAAGGUCUAGCAAAUAUAUUCAACCUGUGGAAAAUAGAAAGAAACUUUGCGUCCUCACGGCACCCUGUGAGAUCACAGAGCAAGUCCAUUCCAAAUAUUCAUUGGACGUACUGAUUCCAGAGCACCAAAUUGCUUUAGAGGAACCAGGGACCAAGUUUUCUGUCAGUGUGCCCAAAAAGCGUUGGCAGAAGUUUGACCAAGUCAUUGACAAUGUGUUACACAUAGACAUAUGUGAUCAAGAAGCAGAACGACUACCUGGGUUACCCUCAGAAAAUUGUCACGUCUUGGUGGGUGGCACAAACAAGUCAAGUUCUUUUGUGCCUGGGAAGGAAGUGAAUAUGACUGCACCAGAAAUUUUUCGAGGCAACUGUCCAGUAAAUUAUAUCCCUACUGGUAUAGAAUGCAAACGUAUUAGAAAACCUAGCAAAAGACUCAUAGAAUGGACAGAGGAAUACAAUCAAUUGUUUUCCACUAAGAAGAGAGCAAAAAAGAAACCUGAGUCAUUUUCGAAGGUUGAAAAACACAACUGCAGUGGUCCAUUGGAGAAAACAUCUGGUGAAUGUAUAAAGGAACCUCAGGUAAUGGAACAAGGUGUGUCGAAAUCACUUCCAGAAGUACAGACUCCUCCUCCAGAAGAGAUUUCUAGGAGUACUUCUUCGAUAAAUACCACUCCUUGUCAAGAGAGUCAAGUUUUUUCUGUAGACACGCUAACUCCGCCACCUGAAACUGUCCCAUCUCCGUGCAGAGAAAUUCCUCAAAAAGAGCAGUUUCAAACCCAAAAUGGUAUAGCAGUUGGUGAUGGUGUGUGUCUAAGCACAAAGAGACAAAGGAAGCCUACCAAAAAGAUUCUUGAAAGUUCUAUUGAAGCUGAACCAAUUCUCAUGCCUAAAAGAAAGGUGAAGUCACAGAAGACAUCUGGACAUACUGCUAAUUCAGGGAUGGGACAACAAUCAUCAAAAUGUAAGAUUAAGAUAUCUUCUGAUUCCAUCAACACAGCAACUGCCCCAAUCUUAAAAAGCACAGAGGAGACAGAAAGGGACCCUACCGUUCCUCAGCCAGUUAACAAAGAACCUGAGAUUGUUUCAGAUGCCCUGGACUCAGAGGUUAGUACGAUGAACUCUUCUGACUUAUGUUCUGAGAAAGAAGACGUUUCACAGUCUGAUGAAGGACUUUUGGCUAAUAAGAAGUUCUCAGGGGAGAAAGGAGGCUGUACCUUACUCAAGGAGAAUGUGUGUCAGGUGUGUGAGAAGCAGGGAGAUUUGCUUCUAUGUGAGGGACAGUGCUGUGGGACAUUUCACCCGCAAUGCAUAGGACUGAAAGAGUCUCCCAUAGGACAGUUUUUGUGUCAGGAGUGCACAUCUGGUGUACACUCAUGCUUUACUUGUAAGAACCUGAGUGAGGAUGUUAGGCGUUGUAUGCUUCCUGAAUGUGGGAAGUUCUACCAUGGAGAGUGUGUUGCCAGCCAUGCGCCCACAGUGCCUCUGAACCUGGCCUUUCGUUGUCCCCUGCAUGUCUGUCUGGCGUGUUUCAUCACAAAUCCAGCCAAUUCGGCCAUAUCUAAAGGCCAGCUAACUCGCUGUGUCAGAUGUCCUGUGGCAUAUCAUGCCAAUGACGACUGCAUACCUGCUGGUUCUGUCACACUGACCGACAGCAUUAUAGUGUGUCCCAAUCACUUCACAUCACGCAAAGGCUGCCGCAACCAUGAACACGUCAACGUCAGCUGGUGCUUUGUCUGCUCAGAAGGAGGUAUUCUGCUGUGUUGUGAAUCGUGUCCUGCAGCAUUCCACCAAGAGUGUCUGAAUAUUGACAUGCCAGAAGGAAGCUGGUACUGCAAUGACUGUCGUGCUGGAAGAAAACCGCACUACAAGGAGGUAGUGUGGGUUAAAGUGGGCCGCUACAGAUGGUGGCCAGCAGAGGUCAGCCAUCCCAAAAACAUCCCAGAGAAUAUCUUACGCAUAAGACAUGAUAUUGGAGAGUUCCCGGUCAUUUUCUUUGGCUCUAAUGACUAUCUGUGGACGUACCAAGCCCGUGUUUUCCCUUACAUGGAAGGUGACGCCAACAGUAAAGAGAAAAUGGCAAAGGGAAUUGACUCUACAUAUAAGAAAGCUUUAGAAGAAGCUGCCAAAAGGUUCAAAGAACUGCAGGCCGAGAAAGAACUAAGACAACUCCAGGAGGACAGAAGAAAUCACAAGAAACCUCCACCUUACAAACACAUCAAGGUGAACAAACCAAUCGGCAAAGUGCAGAUCAUCUCGGCAGACCUUUCGGAGAUUCCUCGCUGUAACUGCAAAGCAACGGAUGAGAACCCUUGCGGUAUGGACUCGGAGUGCAUCAACCGUAUGCUGCUGUAUGAGUGUCACCCACAGGUGUGUCCUGCAGGUGAGCGCUGCCAGAACCAGUGCUUCACCAAACGUCAGUUCUGCCAGGUGGUGAUCUUUAGGACACUGUCUCGAGGCUGGGGGCUGCGCUGUGUGCAUGACAUCAAAAAGGGGGAUUUUGUUAACGAGUAUGUUGGAGAGAUGAUUGACGAGGAGGAAUGCCGUGCUCGGAUUAAGCAUGCUCAAGAGAACGACAUUGGCAAUUUCUACAUGCUUACGCUGGACAAGGAUCGAAUUAUUGAUGCCGGACCCAAGGGAAAUGAAGCCCGUUUCAUGAACCACAGUUGCCAGCCGAAUUGCGAGACCCAAAAAUGGACAGUCAGCGGUGACACACGUGUUGGGCUUUUUUCACUUACAGAUAUCCCUGCUGGCACAGAGUUAACAUUCAACUAUAAUCUUGAAUGUCUGGGUAACGGGAAGACGGUGUGCAAGUGCGGUGCAUCUAAUUGCAGUGGAUUCCUGGGAGUGAGGCCCAAAAAUAACCCACCAUUAGAUGAGAAGGGCCAUAAACUAAAGAAGAAGUCACAGAUGAAACGCAAAUCCCAGCAGGAAGUGGUCAAGGAGCGUGAGGGCGAGUGUUUUAGCUGUGGAGAUGGAGGACAGAUUGUGACCUGCAAGAGACCAGGCUGUCCAAAGGUUUACCACGCAGACUGCCUCAAUCUCACCAAGAGACCCGCAGGCCGUUGGGAGUGUCCCUGGCAUCAGUGUGACUUGUGUGGAAAGGAGGCGUCUUCCUUCUGCGAGAUGUGCCCUAGCUCCUACUGCGUUGAACAUCGGGAUGGCAUGCUCUUCAUAUCCAAACUGGAUGGGCGCUUGUCAUGCAGCGAGCAUGACCCCUGUGGUCCUGAGCCCCUGGAGCCUGGCGAGAUCCGGGAAUAUGCUUCGGAACACACCACCACGCACCCAAUCAAACUUAGCAGCGUGGCCAACCCUAAAUCCACACCUCUAAACACUAUAACUAUCCCAGAGUCUGUCUCACACCAUGAUGUAUCUCCUCAGGUCUCCUUUGACCCCUCCAGCAGCCCUCCAAUGUUUAACAUCUCUCUAAACUGUGCAUAUUCACCCAUUUCUCCCUAUGGCGAAGAACAAUAAGAAGAGGAGGAGGAUUUGAUGGAAUUAGAAAGGGAUUUUAAGGGCAAGAAGAACAUACCUGAUGGAAAUCUGGAACAAUUUCAGAUGAGGGUUUAAUCUAUUAAGUAUUGAAGCUAACUGGCUUGGUGUUUCUUCGGUUAUCAAACUAUGUUAUAGCCAUGCUCUUGUUGUCUGGCCUCCUGGUG